Molecule: messenger RNA, 1600 nt
Organism: Anopheles nili
Lineage: Eukaryota; Metazoa; Arthropoda; Insecta; Diptera; Culicidae
Product: CUE domain-containing protein 2
Exons: 6
Coding region: 151-1041 (296 amino acids)
Source: RefSeq, a predicted model, not a curated record
GGAAUUAUCUGUGAAUAUUCUGUGUAUUAUUGUGUAAUUUAAACGGUAGUUGAGCGUUAGAUUUGCAUUUUUAAAGAGAAACGUAUCGAACAGUACCGCAGAAAGGGAAUUUUACUCGGAUAAACAACUCGGAGGGCGAAAAACUGACCAAUGACCAAUAUUGAGCAGCACCAUGACGUGGUUAAGGAAAGCUUUUUUCUCUUCAUCCGGAAGCAUAUACCGAAAGCGGAUUUAAGUAUCGUAGACGAAAUCGUCCUCUCAUACGUAAUAUCAAUCCUCGAAGAAGCUUCCCAGGACCCCUGCUUUGAUGUUGAAGGUUUCAUCGAGAUGAUGUCGGCGUACUUUAACGAAUUUUCCAAUAUCGAACCGGAAACGGUAUGUGCGUGGAUUUUUGAGCUGGAAAAUCAGAUCUCCAACAAGAAUCCGAUCUCAAAAACAGAAUCAAGCAAUUUAUCUCUAAAUUCGCUCUCGUUGGUCGAUAUGAUACCAGAGGAGAAGUUACGGGGUCGCCAUUCAUCUGAAAGCGAUCGUGAGCCAAUGGGAAACGAUUCGCACAAACGAACCCAUCAUCUGUCCGAUAGCGAUGGAGGAUCAACUGAAGGAUGCAAUUACGACCUCUUUGCCGAGCAGUGUGACAUUCUGCAGGAAAUGUUCCCCGAUAGUUCGUUCAUUGAGGUAAAGCACUGCAUUUUAAUAGCAAAUGGCGAUGUCGAUCGAGCAACACAGAUUCUCCUGCAUCGCCAAGAAGCUGGCCAAAGCCUGAAGGGACCGUCGAAUAAUAUGUUGCAGGCCAGCAAACCUCACCAGCAGGUAGACGAACAUGAGCUUAAAAAUCGUAUCAUCUCAAAAUAUUCUUACGUCGACAAAGAGGACAACCGAGAGUAUAAGCCGGUGGCCCCGAAGGUCGAACCGAAGAAAAUGAUCCGGUAUCGAGACAAUAAGAUCGUUUCGUUUAAAGGCGAACGCUACACGGAAGUGUCCCGCCGGGGCGGUGAGGAAGAGACUGAACUCAAAAAACCUAAGAAACCUAUCUGUCCGUAACUAAUGAUACUCAUCGACACUCUCACUAGUUCAUAGCGAAACGUUAAGAGCUUCAUCGAAGCUGUAGUCGAAUCUGAACGCAGAAGCACCGCCCAGCAGCAGCAGAAACGCCCCGCAACGGAUGGCCACUGGUGCCUGCGGCGGUGCACGGAACCCCUUCCCCGUGUAAACGGCCGUUUGCCGUCAUUCUCAAGACUUACAGUCAUUCUUCUCGAAGUAAAAUCACAUAAGCAUACGCGUUGUAGUGGAUGGAAAGAUCUGAAAUGUUCAGUAUGAAUAGAGGGUGUAAGAGAAAUUUGGUAUUUUAAGCGACCUUAUUUCUCCGUAUUUUAUAGUUGUACAAAAUGUUCGUACGUUAGUCAGGGUAAUUUGUCAGAAUCAACUGUACUUAACUUAUAUUGACGACUAGUAACAUUACCGUUGUGUGUGGUAUUCAGUUGACUAGGUUUCUGACGAAUCAUACCGAUAUUUUAUGGGUUAGUACGCUUAGUUCCUUGCAAGAGAAACAAUGCCGCUUCCUCCUGCAAUCCUUUCCUUUGUAUUCAUAGAUAACCGUAAU